AAACUCCAUGACUAUGAGUAACAGUAUUGUGCAAUUCGGUGACACGACAUUAACCAAAGUUUUCGUUGGCGGCUUAGCUUGGGAAACUCCCGGAGAAGCCAUGAAAGAGCACUUUGAAAAGUACGGCGAGAUCCUUGAAGCCGUCAUUAUUUCCGAUAAACUCUCCGGCAGAUCCAAGGGUUAUGGAUUCGUUACUUUUAAGGAUGCUGAAGCAGCUAAGCAAGCUUGUGAGGAUCCGAACCCUAUCAUCAACGGCCGCCGCGCCAACUGCAACCUCGCCUCCCUCGGUGCUCGCCGGCCGAGAUCCGCCUCCGGCUCCACUGCUCAUCCACCACAACAAGGAUCAAACGUUGGACUUAGGGCCAUGUCGGCUGCACCUGUCAAUCACGUGCAGUGGUAUUACCCAGAAGUGGGGACACCGACUUCACACUUUCAUCAUCAGCAGCAGCGGCAGCUGCAUCAUCAAGUCGUUUCUUAUUAUGGUUACUCUCCCACCUACGUUGCCACUGAUAUGAACUACAAUCAUAAGCUGAGCUACAAUGGAGGAUCCUACAUGAAUGGGCAUUUCUGCCAAGUGUAUCCAUCAGGGCAGGCUACUGUAGGUGCAAACACAUUGAUGCCAAUGUACCCGUUGUAUCAUUACCAUCAAUCACAAACAAUGGGGUUACCGGCAUCAGCCACCCACAUCUUCCCAUCAACAACGGCUGUGCCCAUCACCACAAUCCCAUUCAUCUCUAAACCUGCUGCUGCUAUUGUUGCUCCUAAUUCAGGUACAGUUGGGAGAGGCGAAAGCUUGAAGAAGAUUGGCUAAAGGGGGAUG
Molecule: messenger RNA, 820 nt
Organism: Hibiscus syriacus
Lineage: Eukaryota; Viridiplantae; Streptophyta; Magnoliopsida; Malvales; Malvaceae
Product: probable RNA-binding protein ARP1
Exons: 6
Coding region: 8-811 (267 amino acids)
Molecular function (GO): RNA binding
Source: RefSeq, a predicted model, not a curated record